AGUUUUAAAAUAUUGCGAAAAUGAACGCUGUAUUUCGUUUGUCGGGAUUUGAUCCACGACGUCAAAUUUGUAACAACCAAUAUGGCUGCGCCCUUGAAAACGUGAAUUUUAUAUUUUCAUCAGUUUCGGCAUGCCAUUUAAUUCUGACCAAAUUAUAUUUUGUCAGUGCAGCACCAUCGAAUAAGUAAUCCAGGAAUGUCAAAUUGAAGGAACAUUAGAAGUCAGAACAGGGAAUGAAUGAAAAGAACUGGACAUGAGUCGUUGAUCUUAAUGGAUGUCUGAUUACAGAUAAAAACACCGAUAACAUACAUUCCGAGGAACUAUGAGUCGUCUUGCUUGUAUAAUGAAUGUGAGACUCUGUUUGUCUCCGACAUUUCCACUACGUUGUCUACUAGAAGACAAUGUCAGGCGUACUAGUUGUAUUUUAGAACCAGAACUUACAAGACGGGGAAUCAAUCAGUUGGCUCAGAUGCAUCUGAUUAAAAGUUUUACUACAACGUCAGUUAGGUUCGAUUCGAGAAGGGCAAAAAAAGAUCCGAUCCUAAGGCGACCAAAACCAAUGAAGAUAAACAAAUUGGUUUCAAUAAAACCUGAUAUGACGGUGACACAAUUAGCGAAAGAAUUAGACAGAUCAGUGGAUCAGAUAUUUGAAGCUUUAUCAUAUGUUAAUGGAGGAGACAUUUACAGGAAAAAACAUUCAGUUAUAGAUAAUUUUGAUGUAAUAAAAGAAGUUGUGAAGAAAUGUGGUUUCAGACAUAAACUGGUUGAAGCUCAAAAAUCUGAGAAAGAAAAAGUUGAUAUAGUAAGACAACCUCCACCAGAUGAAUCUGUGCUACAGAAGCGCCCUCCAGUGGUUACCAUAAUGGGUCAUGUUGAUCACGGGAAGACAACUCUGUUGGACUAUUUACGUAAAUCGAAGACUGUUGACAAGGAAUUUGGAGGAAUAACACAGCACAUUGGAGCCUUUUCUGUACCAUUGCCGUCCGGCGAGACGAUAACGUUUCUAGAUACACCAGGUCAUGCUGCGUUUAGUACGAUGAGAGCUAGAGGAGCCCAGGUGACAGAUAUAAUAGUAUUAGUUGUAGCAGCAGAUGAUGGCGUCAUGGAACAGACGUUAGAAUCAAUACAACAUGCUAAACAAGCUAAUGUGCCUAUAAUAGUAGCUGUAAAUAAAAUGGAUAAACCUGAAGCUGAUCUUGAGCGUACAAAAAGAAUGUUAAUGGAACAUCAGUUAUUAAUAGAAGAGUUUGGUGGCGAUGUACAAGCAGUUCCAAUAUCAGCUCUAAAAGGAACUAAUAUUCAAGAAUUAAAAGAAGCAAUUAUUACCCAGUCCGAAAUAAUGGAGAUUAAGGGUGAUCCGGUUGGUUUAGUUGAAGGUCGAGUUAUUGAAUCCAGAACAGAUCCUGGUAGAGGAAAACUGGUUACAGCAGUUGUAAAGAGAGGAACUCUAAAAAGAGGUUCAAUUAUAGUUGCUGGUAAAACAUUGGCUAAGGUACGUGGUAUGUUUGGCGAUGAUGGUAAACCAAUAGUGAUGGCGCCACCAUCAACACCAGUAGAAAUAUCUGGAUGGAAAGAAUUACCGUCAGCUGGUGAUGAAAUUUUAGAAGUUGAUUCAGAGAAAUUUGCCAAAGAAGUUGUAGAUAACAGGUUACACCAGGCAUUACAAGAUAAAGCGGAGGUAGAUCAAAUAGCAAUAACAGAAAAACGUGCAGAACAUAGGAAGGGUUACGAAGCUAUGACUGCUGCUAGACUUGAAAGAGGAUUUAGAUAUGGCAGUAAUCGGGGAAUUAAGAAAGGGAAAGAGACAAUAAUAACACAUGAGGGACCACAAUUAUCUUUAGUUUUAAAAGGUGAUGUAGAUGGAUCUGUUGAAGCCAUCUUGGACACCCUAGUGAUGUAUAAUUCUAAGAAAUGUAAUCUAGAUCUCGUUCAUUAUGGUGUUGGUAAUAUUACAGAACAAGAUAUCAAAUUAGCUGAAUCAUUUGAUGGUGUGGUUAUGGGAUUUAAUGUGUCCAUUCCUAGUACUGUACAGAAAAUAGCUGAGUCGUGUAAUGUACCUAUAUCCUUACAUCAAGUUAUUUAUAACUUAUUUGAUGAUCUCUGCUCACAACUUAAUGCUAAAUUACCCGUUAUAGAAGAACAGGAAACAAUAGGCGAGGCCAAAGUUUUACAAUUGUUUAAAUUAAGCAAGAAGAAAAAAGAAAUCAUUGUGGCAGGUUGCAGAUGUACGAAAGGGUUAUUACAUAGGAAGAAAAAUUUUAAAGUUAUUAGAAAUGAUGAAGUUGUGUAUGAAGGUUCCAUAAAUUCUCUAAAACAUUUAAAGAACGAAGUCGAGACGAUAAAAAUGGAUGUAGAAUGUGGUUUAAGUUUAUCAGACUCUAGUUUUAUAUUUGAAGAAGGCGACAUUAUCCAGUGUUUCGAUUCAAAACAAGUCACACAAGUUAUUGACUGGAAUCCAGGCUUUUGAUAGUGAUUUAUUUUAAGAAAGUAAUUAUGAAAAGUUCUAGUGUGAUCAACAUGUUUUAAAUUACAGACUUGUGUUAUUCAGAAAAACAAUGAUUGACUCUUCAGGGACUCCUACAAAUGAGGACUUAAAAAUCAGAAAUAUGAAUUUAGAUUUUAAAAUGCAAGUCUCCAUUCUAAAGUUGGAUCUACCACUUUGACAUUAAAAAUCAAUAUAUGCAAGUCUUGAUUCUAGAGUUGGAUCUCUUUGAUCAGAACCACACAGAUCAACGUAUCGUCGGUGAAGUGUCAAAAGGGUGUAUUUAAGAAUUUCUAAAGAUUAAGAAAUCGAACCUUUUGCAUUUCAAAAUUUCCACAAAUCAAGAUACAACAUUUGGACACAUGAUACCCAGAACAGUUAUAAUUGGCUUAGUGAUACAAGACAGAAAUGUGCAUAUUAAUUGGGAGAUUUUAAAAAUGCAAAAAAAUGUAUUUGACUAAUUUCCCGAGAUACACCCUUUUGACACUUCACUGACAAUAUGCAAGGCUUGAUUGUAAAGUUAUAUCUACCAGUACCAAUCUGAUGUAUAGCAAUGUAAACCGGGUAUCAUUUAAUCUUGCAUAUUAAGCUCUUGUUGAUUUGACAUUCAUUUAAUAUAAAAUCUUUGUUUAAAAAUUGGUUUGGGUGAGCUUAGACAUUUUUACGAAUUUUCAAAUGAAAGUAGGUACCCAGGUUACAGUGCAAAUUUUAAACGAAAGAUGGUACCCAGGUUACAGUGCAAAUUUAAUGGUACCCAGGUUACAGUGCAAAUCUAAUGGUAUCCAGAUUACAGUGUAGAUUUAAUGGUACCCAGGUUACAGUGUAGAUUUAAUGGUACCUGGGUUACAGUGUAAAUUUAAUGGUACCCGGGUUACAGUGUGAAUUAAUGGUACCGGGGUUACAGUGUAAAUUAAUGGUACCCGGAUUACAGUGUAGAAUUAAUGGUACCCGGAUUACAGUGUAGAUUUAAUGAUACCCAGGUUGCAGUGUAGAUUUAAUGAUACCCGGGUUACAGUGUAGAUUUAACGGUACUCGAGUUACAGUGUAGAUUUAAUGAUACCCAGAUUACAGUGUAGAUUUAAUGGUACCCAGAUUACAGUGUAGAUUUAUUGUAAUUUAUUGCCUUACAAGAACUGUGAUAGUAAUACAUUAUUAGUGCUAGUCUCAGAUUUUUAUGUGAAGGUUUUGUUGUUGAUAAUUUGUUUUGCAUGAAAAGGAAAGAACAUCCAGGUCUUCCACAGGUCUAUGAAUCAGAAACAUUGUUUGCAUUGUUUUAAAUAAAACUCGGAAACCACAAAAAUAUAUAAACAAUGUCUACAGAACAGUACAAAAUCCAUCCUGUCCCUCUGCUGUGAGAUGGCCUGUCAAACCUCGUGGGUCCUCCGGUUUCCUUCCACUGCUAAAGACCCCUUAUUGAUAUGAAAUUGAACCAUAUGUUAGUCCCAAAAUGACCUAGUUUGUGUCGAGUGGACCUUAAGUCCCAUUUGUCUCUCUCUCUCUCUCUCUGUAGUGAGGUAACUCAUGGGUCUAAUUCAUACUUAAUGCUACCUAAAGAAUUUUAAUGUGUAGUAAGUUUCUAGGAAGGAUAUUACCUUAUCUGUAACUGUUAAAUCUGGGCUCCAGUUUAAGUCAGUCUUCUUUAACAGCUUGGUAACUUGUAUUUAACUUAUAUACACAUUACGUGACAAGGAGUAGGGUCAUGGGUUUUCUCCAGGUCCUCCGGUUUCCUACCACUGCUAAAGACCUCUAUGCGUAAGCAAAUUAUUGAAAUAAAAUUGAACCAUGUGUUUGUCCCGAAAUUACCUAGUUUGUGUUGAGUGGACGUUAAACCCAAUCUCUCUCGCUCUAAUUCAACAAGAUGACAUUCUUUUCUAUCUCUCUCCAUAUACACAUAUUUUCACCGGCAAAAAAGUUGGUCUUAUCAAAAGUAAUGGGACUGUUUCUAUGUCACCAGCAAAAAUGCGUACAUUCAAAAUGGGCUCAAGACAUUUUAGCUGACACUGGCCCAAUAAGAAAGUAGCAGGAUUCUCUUCAGACAAAUUCUAAGUAAUAGCCGAGGGGUUGGGAGGUGGGAUUUACUAGUGACAAAUGUCAAGGAAUGGGUGGCAACAGCCAAGAGGGCUUCCACUUCAAAAUUUUCCCAGCCGGUCAUUUGUCACGUAGAGAAAGUGGUGUUAUUUUUAGCAAAUAAAAAGCCACAAAACUGUGGCAAGUUGUGAAAUCAUGGAAGCGUAACCAGUUUUUUUAUAAAAUUAACCCACUCAACUUUUACACAGUAUUAUAAGGUUUGUCACUUAGUGAUUAGAUUUUUUUAGAUUUUUUCCUGUACCACUCUGACCUUAUCACUGAGAUCCAAGCGCUUACAUGCACUGUGCUUUGAGAUUCUUCCGCCCUUGAACAACAUUCAGUGAAAGGAAUUUUUUUAAGUCGCUACCUUGGUCAGCUACAUGUGUCACUCACAAUAAUACCUAGAUGGUACAGAAAAAGAAAA
Molecule: messenger RNA, 4973 nt
Organism: Patella vulgata (common limpet)
Lineage: Eukaryota; Metazoa; Mollusca; Gastropoda; Patellidae
Product: translation initiation factor IF-2, mitochondrial
Exons: 17
Coding region: 323-2467 (714 amino acids)
Biological process (GO): translational initiation
Molecular function (GO): translation initiation factor activity; GTP binding; GTPase activity
Source: RefSeq, a predicted model, not a curated record